AUGCAUAAGUUGGGGGCACCGUACCACCCUGCAACGAAUGGUCAAGCUGAACGUUUUAUACAAACCUUCAAGACCAAGUUGAAGGCAAUGCCUCGUAAGGAGGAGUUACAGCGAAAAAUUGAUCAAAUUUUAUUGGCUUAUCGACGAGCAAUUCACCCGGUCACGAAUAAAUCACCAGCUAUGACAAUGUUUGGGCGACAAAUACAAAGCAGAUUGGACCUCCUACUGCCCAACAAUGAAGUCCGAGACCCCGAAAGACAAAAAACUACAAGAGAGUUAGCAGUAGGAGACGCUGUGAUGGCUCGGGAUUAUAUGGAUAAGCUUAAGUGGAAGCCUGGAAUACGUGAACGGGAUCGCAUCCAGCACCAAACAAGGAGGAGAUCUUCAUACAAUCGAAGAAUAGAGCAGCUACGUAAUACAGCACAGCAUUUUACUCGUCGACAGGAUGAUGCAUUAGCCGAACAGGAGAGAAAUACGAUUGAGCACUCGCUUCGUCGUCAAGAUGAUGCGUACAGAAUAGCCGAACAAGAACGAAACACGCAACAGCACACGGUUCGUCGUCAGGAUGUUACGUACCGCUUGGCGGAACAGGAGCGAGAUACGCGUCUUCACUCGAUUCGUCGUCAAGAUGAUGUAUACAGAUUGGCCGAACAACAGCGAAACACGCAGCAGCACACGGUUCGUCGUCAGGAUGUUACGUACCGCUUGGCGGAACAGGAGCGAGAUACGCGUCUUCACUCGCUUCGUCGUCAAGAUGAUGCAUACAGAUUGGCCGAACAAGAGCGAAACACGCAGCAACACGCUAUUCGUCGUCAGGAUGUUACGUACCGCUUGGCGGAACAGGAGCGAGAUACACAUCAUCACUCGCUUCGUCGUCAGGAUGAUUCAUACCGAUUGGCCGAACAAGAGCGGAAUACGAUUGAACAUUCGCUUCGUCGACAGGAUGAAGCUUACAGGAUGGCCGAACAGGAGCGAAAUAUGGUUCAACGUUCGCUUCGUAGACAGGAAUUGGAAUAUCGAUUGGUCGAACAGCAGCGAGAUACGCUUCAGCAUUCGCUUCGUCGUCAGGAUCCAACAUAUCGAUCAAUGGAACAGGAGAGAAACACGCGUGAACAUAUAGCUAGGAGGUCUGAUUUAUCAUAUCGCAUAUCCGAACAACGACGAAAUACGCAACAACACCGUGAAACCAGGAAUUCUGGUCGUAUUCAGUUGAACCAACUGAGGCUGAUUAGGAACUGCCGCGUACGUAUUCACCGAAUGGAUCCCAUUAACCGUGAAAACCAAAAUGCACGCCAAGCUGAGAGGAACGCAAUUAGGAGACGAAACAUUUCCCCGGAAUCUCGAAUGGAAUUGCUACAAAUGGAUUGUGCAAGACACGAAUCACGAUUAUUCG
Musca vetustissima is the source of this 1393-nucleotide messenger RNA. RefSeq names its product golgin subfamily A member 6-like protein 7. The record is from RefSeq and is a predicted model, not a curated record. The annotation marks the transcript as partial. Gene Ontology annotation, molecular function: nucleic acid binding. NCBI's taxonomy places the organism in Eukaryota, Metazoa, Arthropoda, Insecta, Diptera, Muscidae. Gene Ontology annotation, biological process: DNA integration. The transcript has 2 exons.